GAGCCACCGUAAUUCUAGCUAACUGAUGUUUGGAAGAUCAAACUUUUGGUGUCAAAACACUUACCAAAACACUUUUAUAAGCAUAUCACAAAUGAACAACUAUACGCAUUUGAUACUUCUGAUCGACCAAAUUAGUCUUUGACUGAGGUACGAGUUCAUGGGGUACCAUGUUUUCUUUCGCAUUAGGGUCCCUGUUUUGUACACUUGAGCUCCGCUAAAAGUUUAGUCCUGGAAUUAGUGGGAUACACUGGGCAAAUAUCAUCUGCUUAAACAUGUGGUGGCAGGAUUGUUCAAUUAAGCAAUGAGAUGUGCAAAGAGUUUCACUUUACCUUCCAAUGAAAUACUUGCCAACAAAACAAUGAUAUAAAUGGCGACUGGGAGUUCAUUAAUUUAUAUUGAGAAAAAAAAAACAACUGACGCAGUUUUAUUCCCUCAAGAUUUCAGCUUUAAUUAAGCGCUAACACAAGAAAAUAUGAAGUCAUUCGCUACAUGUAUCUUCACGCUGCUCGUUUUGAGCAUGAAUAUUUUUUGUGUUAUGAGUGAGUGUGAUCCUGAUAAGAAGACAGACGAUUCGCAAGGCCGUUGCUGUGCUUUUCCAUUUGAGUAUGGAGGGAGAACUUACGACUCUUGUACCAAGGUGGCUCAUAGUAGACUGUGGUGUUCACUUAACAAAGUUUACAAAGGGCAAUGGGCUAACUGCGUCAACCCAUGUACAAACAACCCUUGUCAAAAUGGAGGAGUCUGCACAGUAACUGGAGAUGACUCUUACAGCUGUAAAUGUGCCGACGGAUAUUACGGACACUCUUGUGAAAAAGUGAGCCCUUGUAAAUCACUUCCAUGCAAAAAUGGUGGAACAUGCACAAUGACGGGUCCUGACUCAUUCUCUUGCACAUGCACUGAGGAGUUUGAAGGAGACACCUGCGAAAAACGGCUGCCUUGUCCACCUGGCAAGAAGACAGACGAUGCUAAAGGCCGUUGCUGUGUUUUUCCUUUUGAGUAUGGUGGGAAAACUUAUAACUCUUGUACCAAGGUGGCUCAUAGCCGAUUGUGGUGUUCAUUUGACAAAGUUUACAAAGGUCAAUGGGCUAACUGCGUUGACGAAUGUGCGUCAUCUCCUUGUAAGAAUGGAGCCAGUUGUAAGAUUACUCAAGAUGGUUACAGUUGUCAGCCGUGUCCGGCAGGAUGGGGUGGGAAAAACUGUGAUAAAGACAUCGACUACUGUCAAUCGAGUCCUUGUAAGAACGGAGGCCAGUGUGUGGAUCAAUCUCAAGGAUAUAUCUGUAACUGCAUGGAUGGAUAUCGAGGAGAAAACUGUGAAGAAGUUGAUUGGAAAUCUGCUGGAUGUUUCAAGGAGCAUAAGAGGAAAACUACAAGGGCUCUCAGAUAUAAAUUUGCUACCGUCCGGGGAAAGAAACUAAACAUCGAUGACGUACUUGAUAAGUGCAAAGUUGCAGCAGAGAAGAAAGGUUUCAAGAUUUUUGGUAUUCGAAGCAGGAACAGAUGUUUCACAACAAGCGAUGGAAAAGUGCAGGAUUUUGAUAAGUACGGGGUAUCAUCCAAAUGCGAAAUAAAUGACAACGGUCAUGGUGUUGGGAUGAAACUCGCCAACUUUGUUUACACCAGGCUGUAAAGAAAGGUUCAAAGCAGAAAUGCAGCAAUCCACAAAAAGGAUGGGAUGGAAUAAGUAGUUCUUUCCGAAUAAACUGAAAAUCUUGUUGGGUUAGGGGUGUAAAAUCAUUUAAGGGUUAAUCUGAACUGGACGUGUUUAUGAGAGGGGAAAUAAGGUUCAAUUCUGAAAUAAAAAAAAA
Stylophora pistillata is the source of this 1808-nucleotide messenger RNA. RefSeq lists its product as uncharacterized. The record is from RefSeq and is a predicted model, not a curated record. Gene Ontology annotation, molecular function: calcium ion binding. Lineage: Eukaryota; Metazoa; Cnidaria; Anthozoa; Scleractinia; Pocilloporidae.